ACGGGUUGCUCAUCCCAUAAGUGAAGUGGUGAUUAGGAUUAAAGGAGAGGCAAUUUCAAGAGGAUAACAGAAAUCUUCAUUAGCCAUCCCAGGCCCAUUACUUCAAUCUGUGAUUCGAUUAUGGAUCAGAUAACCGAUUUCGUCAACAAUCAUCUCAACGGAUCAAUCCAAAGCAACUCCAACCAAAAGCUAAUCAUCAACACAGCAUUCGCGGAACCCACUGAUUUCUACAUUUCUGGUCUUGAUGACGACAUCGGAGGCGCCUUCCUUCUCGGCAACCCAUUGAGAUCUCAGCGUCACUACACCAUGGAAUGUGGUUCUUGCAAUGGGUUGUUUCUCUUGGGAAUGGUUGUUAAUUACAAAGUCAUCGAUUUUGCCAUAUGGAACCCAUUCACUAGGAGGUUUAAGAAAUUGCUGCCUUGUCCAGUGCUAACACUUCCUGGGUACCAAAAUUUGUUGGGUUCUGGUUUAGGCUAUGAUUCUGCUCUUGAUGACUAUCAGAUUGUGAUGACUUCGAAGUUUAGUAACCCCAACAGUGUUUCUUUUCAAGUCUGGGUUUUUAGCUUGAAAUCAAAUUCCUGGAGACGUAGUCAAUAUGUGGAAGAUGCACUUACGAAAUGUGUGGGGCUUUUUGCAAAUGGAGGUACCCUCUGUACUCCUGUGAUACAUCCCGAGCAUAAAACUGUAGAGUAUUACUUGCUUGUUAGUGAUAAGGGCGGAGAAGUUGCAUCGGGUAAUUGGAGGAAAGCAUUCACAGUGGGGGAAGAGGAGAUCAGUAGGUGUGGCGGUUGCUAUAGUAUUUACCCUCCUUUGCCUUUUGCUUAUUCCAAAGUUGGGGAUGGCAUUCUGCUUAUAAAAGACAAUGGGCUUUCUUGGUAUAACCUUGAAAAGAAAACUAGUGGAAGGGUGGAGAUUCCUGGGAUACCUAAGGGGGUUGUCAUUGGAAAACACCAUGUUUGCUGUGAAAGUCUUGUUUCUCUCGGCAACGAUAGUGCAUUUGAUGGGGCAGCAGAGGAAGUCAUGGUAGAUGAUAUAUUCCCUUUUUAGAAGGUCAAAGUUUUCAGAGUGAAGUAUCUGUUGUAAAUAAGUAAAGAAACGGUUAUGUUUUUGGUUAGCAAAGAUGACAGUAUUUCAAUGAAAUUUCAUUUCAAUC
Messenger RNA from Rubroshorea leprosula, 1153 nucleotides. The record is from the annotation of a GenBank genome assembly. NCBI's taxonomy places the organism in Eukaryota, Viridiplantae, Streptophyta, Magnoliopsida, Malvales, Dipterocarpaceae.